AUGUUGUCACAAAAAGGAAGAAGAGUUGUAGUGACAGGGCUAGGAGCUGUGUCUCCUAUAGGCCCUGAUCUCUCAACAUCAUGGACAGCAAUGCUGGAAGGGGAAUCAGGCAUUGUCUCUCUGAAGGGGGAUGAAGAAUUUAAAAAUCUUAAGUCCCAAGUAGGAGGCAAGCUUCAUAAGGAUUUUAACCUCGAUAAUCAUCAGACUAGCUUCAGUAAUGCAAGAGUCUUUAGCCUCACUCAUGCUGCCUUCAAAGAAGCACUGGAAAGCUCAGGCAAAAAGCUUGAGACUGACCAGGAAAAAUACAGAAGCGGGAUCAUCAUUGGUAACCAAUUUGGAGCAAAUGAGAAUAUUGCAAAGAUUGGAAAUGUAGAUAGAGGUCUCAAAAAGGAUACAACUUCAUUGUUAAAGAUCAUGAAUCACAUGGUAGCUGGACUACUUGCAAUUGAUUAUGAUUUCCAAGGACCUACAGCAAGUGCCAGCACAGCUAGUUCCUCUGGAGCUGUUGCUAUUGGUGAAGCUUUCAGAAAAAUCAAGCAUGGAUAUGCAGAUUUCAUCAUUGCAGGAGGAGCUGAUUUCAACCUUAAUAGGCCUUUCUUCCAAGGUAUGGAAAACUUUGGAGCCACUUGCAGAGCAUUCAAUGAUACUCCAGAGAGUGCUUGAAGACCAUUUGAUAGAACAAGAGCUGGACCAGUCUUAUCAGAUGGAGCCGGACUUCUUGCUCUAGAAGAUUAUGACUCUGCAGUCAGUAGAGGAGCAGAUAUCCUUGCAGAAAUAGUAGGAUAUGGGCAUUCUACAGAUGCAUUUCAUAUUCUUAGCCCGAUAAAUAAUGGAUUGGGAGUAUUUAGAGCUGCUAAACUUGCCUUAUUAGAAGCAGGAGUAACUCCAGACCAGAUUGAUCAUAUCAACAGUCAUGCUACUUCAACUCCGGUGGGAGAUCCUUCAGAAAUUCUUGGAUUAAGGAGUCUUAUUGGAAAUGAAAAACUCUAUGACCUUGAAGAAUUAGAGAGAUCUGUUGACAAAGAAAUGGUCAAGAUCCAAGAUGGGCUCAAUCAUGAUGUACUAUCCAAGGUCUCUGUUUUUGCUCCAAAAGGCCAUAUUGGACACACAUUUUGAGCAGCAGGAGGUAUUGAGACAGUCUUUGGAAUUAAAUCAAUGCAAGAAUCUACUGUCCCUAUGACACUAAACCUUAAAGAAGAAAUUGAGGAAGGUGAAGGGUUAAAUUUUGUGAAGUCAGUUCCUGAAAAACAGGAAAUAAACUAUAUGUUGAAGACUUCUCUUGCUUUCGGAGGGCACAACAAUGUUCUAAUCUUCAAAAGUAUGUAA
Molecule: messenger RNA, 1326 nt
Organism: Moneuplotes crassus
Lineage: Eukaryota; Ciliophora; Spirotrichea; Euplotida; Euplotidae
Source: the annotation of a GenBank genome assembly